AUGCCCAGAUUGGAGCACGUUCUCCAGGGUCCAUCAGAUCAUGUCCCGAUCUGUACAGAUCUUGAUAUUGGUCCCGAACCGCCCGGAUCUGGGCUACGGGCAAUUAAACCUGGAAGCGAGGCUGAAAAGUCUUUCAUUUCGGAUAUUCUCCGGGAUCUUGCGACUAUUCCUGUCGCAGCCCCGGCAACCAAGGAAGGUGUUGAAGCUUUAGCCGAUGCUAUCGUGACAGCGUUCUCGGACGCGUGGCUUGCCCAUUCGACCGAGUCCAAACCUACCAAGCGCUCCAAGUCCUGGUGGAUGGACGAGUGCUCAGAGACAUUCAGAGUAUAUCAGUUGAGCCACUUGCUCGCUGACUACAACAAGUUUAAGAAGGUGUAUAAAGAUGCCAAGCGUGAUUUCUUUGAUGAACGCAUCGCAGAAAUUGCUACUUCUCUCAAGCGCCCGUGGGACCUGAUGGAGUGGGUCAAACAGCGCAAGCUACUACCCUGUGAGGCUAUUCGCCACGGCAAUCAGCCUUGCCAUGAUAUGGACGACCUCUGGGACGCCCUGCACGGCACGUACAACUUGGCCUCAGUCUUAGACGAGCUUCCUGACGAGCCAGUCCGGGAGUGGGCUGACUUUUCGGAGCAUGAGUUGUUGAGCGCCCUCAAGGGGUGUUCCAACUCCUCUGCACCAGGACCGGACCAUGUUACGUGGGUCCACCUAAAGGAGUUGCUCAAGGAUAAACACGUCCUUGCGCUCUUCAUCGUGCUGGCCAACGCUUGCCUUCGGGUGGGUCAUUGGCCUCGUAUUUUCAAGGAGUCGCUGUUGGUUAUUGUACUGAAGCCGAAUAAGUCCUCCUAUGUAGUCCCAAAGGCUUUCAGGCCCAUAGUACUCCUCAUCACCUUCGGUAAGCUUAUUGAAAAGAUGAUAGCCAACAGGAUACAGUUUGACGCUGUCAAGCAUGAUAUCUUCCACCCCAACCAACUUGGCGGUAUCUGCCAGAGGUCCACUGAGGAUGCUGGAUUGAUUCUGACUCAUCUCGUGCGAGCGGGGUGGGUUAAGGGUCUCCAGACUAGCACGCUGGCUUUUGAUAUCACGCAGUUUUUCCCUUCUAUCAACCAUGAAAUGUUCAUGGCUGUCCUGCGCAAGCAAGGAUUCUCGCCAAUCUUGGUGGAGUUCUUUGCGUCCUAUCUUGUUGGUCACUCCACAGUUUACUGCUGGAAUACCUUCCAGUCUGACCCACGGUCUGCGGACGUGGGUGUUGGGCAGGGCUCUGCUCUCUCGCCUGUUAUCUCAGGGCUUUUCAUUGCUCCGGUGAUGAAGCUCUUCUAUAUCAAGGCGGCGCCGCUCAACACGACACUGCUUUCCUUUGUGGAUGAUGGGACCAUACUGGCCCAAUCCAAACAACUCGAUGAUAAUAAUGUGGGCCUGCAUAAGGCCUACAAAAUUAUUUACCUUCUCUUUGUUGCCUUCGCACUCGUUCUUGAACAUGACAAGACUGAGCUGUUCCACUUUUCGCAUCGACGAGACGCCUACAAUCCCUCGCUGGAUUUGGGGUACACCCCGCAUACCAGCGCUAUGCCUUUGAAGCCCAAGACCUAUUGGAGGUACCUGGGCUUCUACUUUGACCAUGGGCUCACAUUCCAUGAGCACUCCAACCAGUAUCAGGCGGCUUCGGCUGCUAUAAUCUACAAGGGACAUCGCGAGCUCGAAAGGACCCGCUAUGUCUCUGGCAGAGUUACCGCCCCUGAUGCGGAGCUCAACGCCAUCUCGUGUGCAGUGCGCCUUGCUGUCAAGCAGGCAAACUGCCAACAUAUUAUGGUCUUCACUGACUCUAUGGGCUCAGCCCAUAGAGCGGUUGACCCCGGCGUGCAUUCUGGUCAGGCUUUUAGUCUGUCAGUAUGUCGCGCUCUUCAAGAGUGGUUUGAGGCGGAUGAUCUCCGCCGCAUUACCUUCGUCUACGUCCCUUCCGCUCUGCGGUGGGAUAUCCAUGGUGAAGCACACAAGUACGUCACCGAACUCAAAGUCAGGGUUGACGGACAACUCUAUAGACGCGCUUCGCUCUCGAGCUGCGCACUCAGUCCUGGAUUCGUGGAAUUCCACUUUCCAGGAUCCAACUUACCGAGGCUCUGA
This is a messenger RNA of Cyclocybe aegerita, 2115 nucleotides long. Lineage: Eukaryota; Fungi; Basidiomycota; Agaricomycetes; Agaricales; Hemipholiotaceae. The record is from the annotation of a GenBank genome assembly.